UCCAUUCAGAUCAUUCAAAAUGAUAAGGCAACAUUCAGUAGGUGUAUCUGAUGCCAGAGUGGACAUCUCCACCUCCAGCCACUUAGUUUUCUGUGCCACAAUCCCAGCCUCCACUCCGGUCCAAUCAUAUUCUCCAGCGGAAUUCGUUGUUGGAAUAACUUCAUCUCGCCGCUCAACAGCUCUGUUCUUGAGUCAGACAACGUGGGUACUCGCGUUGGCUCGUUUCCAUCAACACAGACUCUGUUGAUGUGUUUUCUUAAUAUAUCAGCUAAUUAAUCGGGUAUCUUCCCACCGACUUUCCUUUGCAGCCUCGAUAAUGCCCACCGUUAGAUAGUCCACCAACAGGACCAAUGCCGCACAAAAGCAUUACCUCAGCAUCAGGUGGACGGGGCACAGUCACGUAUCGAGCGAAGACGGGUCCUUACGACUCCAAAUUUUGACCAACCUAGAUGGCUGCGCCUCGUAGGGAUGACGGUCGAAUCAUCAUUCAUUUUGAUUAUGAUUGCUUCUAUGCCUCAGUGUUUGAGGCGGAACAGCCAGUGCUCAAGUCCCUGCCUCUGGCGGUUCAACAAAAGCAGAUCGUGGUGACUUGUAACUACGAAGCUCGACGGCGAGGGCUGCGCAAACUGCAGCUGAUCAAGGAAGCGAAGCAGAUCUGUCCGGACGUUGUCAUUGUUUUGGGUGAAGACCUCACCAGAUUCCGCAAUGCUUCCAAGGAGCUCUAUCUCUUUCUUCGGGACUUUGUCUGGGGAAAGCGAGUUGAGAAGUUGGGGUUCGAUGAGGUGUUUCUCGAUGUGUCCGACAUGAUUACCUACAAUGUCGAGAUGCUGAAUCGUAAUGACCUCAAAAACUCAUUCUUUCACCUUGACCGUCGAGAUCCCACAGUGGGUUUUACCUACGAUGCGACAGACUUUCAAGGACACACCUAUCCAGCUGUUUCCGACGUUGUAACAGACGCGGACUCGAAGUGGCUUCGCAAUAGACUGUUGGUUGCGUCACAUCUGGCAGCUUAUCUUCGAAACCAGCUCGAGUAUCAGAAGGGCUACACUGCCACUGUGGGCAUUUCCACAUCAAAGCUUCUCGCAAAGCUAGUUGGAAACACACAUAAGCCCAACAGUCAGACAACUCUUCUGCCGCCUUAUACUGUGGCGGAGCAUGGGGCGAAAAGCAACGUGCUACACUUCCUUGAUGCUCAUGAGAUCAGAAAAAUCCCUGGAAUAGGCUCGAAAAUUGCGCAUAAAAUCGAAUCAUUCCUUACUACGGCUGUAGCUGGGGCCGGAACAGAGGUAGUACGGACUAGCGAUACAAAACCACACUCAGAUGACCACACCGUCACGGUUGGAGACGUCCGUCUUUUCCCUGGCAUGGGCCCUCUGUUAUUAGAAAAAGUUCUAGGCGGCCCAGGAUCUCCCAGGGGCAUUGGGGCGCGAAUAUGGGGGCUGAUACACGGGGUGGAUAACACUGAGGUUCUACAAGCUCGAGAUCUACCGACACAAAUCAGCAUCGAGGACUCAUACGGUCGCUUAGACACAUUCAAAGAGGUCAGGAAAGAGCUGAUUGCUCUGACAAUCAGCUUGAUCCGGCGCAUGCGGGUUGAUCUGACUGAGAUGGACCCUGAUGUCCAUUUCCCAGCCGGCGAGCCCGCUGCAGCUGAUGCUCUUAAUGCAAAGCAACAGCUCCGAUGGGUGGCUCACCCGAGGACUCUUCGUCUCUCAACGUGUCCUCGCCCAGCUCCAGGCUCCGAUCAGUCAGAGCGCCAUGGCCUCAACCGGAUAUCUCGUUCCGCACCUCUUCCAUCCUACAUCUUCAACCUCGAUGAGAACGUAGACGCUUUGGCAGAGCGACUUGUGCAGGACAUGGCGAUGUCCAUGUUCCGCAAGCUUCACCCUGAAAACUCGGGUUGGAAUCUCCGUGUCCUGAAUAUUGCCGUGACAAAUAUGAUAGAGCGCGCUGGUGACCAGAAGAACAGCAGCGGUCGAGAUAUUGGGAAGAUGUUCCGUAAACAGGAAGCAACGCAGCGGGAUGAUCCUACGCCAGAGCUGGAGAAGAUCACCUUCAGCGGCAUCGCUCAGGGAGACAUGGAUUCGAAGAUGGUUGAUUCCGCCGGAGCCAACGAUACCUGGGAGGAGAGCGACGAAGAUGGCGACACGCCGUGUGUCGCCUGCACAAUUUGCGGGACAUUGAUACCCUAUUUUGCCAUGCUUGCUCAUGAGACGUACCACACCGCACCGGGUGAUUGAGAACUUGGGUUCGAGGAUAGGGCUGUGGUUAUGUCCAUGAGCUACCACAUCUUUAAUUUGGAUGAUGUGAUGAAGUUUUUUAUAUCACAAUAGUAGCCUUGAUGCCUAUGCAUUUUUCUAUUUUGUUUCGUAUGCAAACGGUGAGCAUUCAUCAGCACCACUAAUAACCUGUCACCGCUAUAUGAUCGGUCUAGCAUGAACCAUGCAAAACCCUCCGAGGUGAGAUAUGUUUCGCGUUAGAAGUGCUUCCUAGAAUCUUCUGUUCUAACUCAAUCUGGUAAGAUAGGCAUACGUAUGUUCGAGUUAAAAUGGCCCACAGGACAUCCAGCCACAGGCGCCAACCGAUCUUGGCAGUGAUCAUUUGCUCCUUGUUAUGGUGGAGGGUUGUCUUGGACGACGGAA
Molecule: messenger RNA, 2642 nt
Organism: Aspergillus novofumigatus IBT 16806
Lineage: Eukaryota; Fungi; Ascomycota; Eurotiomycetes; Eurotiales; Aspergillaceae
Product: putative DNA polymerase iota
Exons: 3
Coding region: 450-2240 (596 amino acids)
Biological process (GO): translesion synthesis
Molecular function (GO): DNA-directed DNA polymerase activity; damaged DNA binding
Source: RefSeq, a predicted model, not a curated record